AGGCGUGUUUUAUGGUGGAGCAUGCCUGGGCAUGUCUUGUGUUCAGAUGUCCCAAAUGAAGCUGCGCUUGGCAACACUGCAGUCUCAGAGAUUCAGUUUCGAGGAUAGCAGCAGUUAGAUGAAUGCAAACAUCUUUAGCGCCCGACAAUGCCUCUGUCCACAGAUCUGCUCAACCCUUCCUUUGAUUUCGAGAGAAGACAGCAUAAGAAGAAGAGACUUGUGCAAAGCCCCAACUCUUACUUCAUGGAUGUGAAAUGUCCAGGUUGUUAUAAGAUCACAACUGUGUUUAGUCAUGCACAGACAGUUGUGUUGUGUGUUGGGUGUUCAACAGUGCUGUGCCAGCCCACAGGAGGGAAAGCCAGGCUCACUGAGGGAUGCUCUUUCAGAAGAAAGCAACACUGAGAAGAAUGGACAAGGAAUAAUGCUUUGAAUGCAAAGAAAUUGUGCCGUCUUAAUACCUUACCUUUUCAUUGAUUACAAUGAAUGAACUUUAAAUGUGAUUAUGAAUGGUACAUGGCAGGUUCUUUCUACCAUGUUAUCAGUUCAAUUUUCUGAAUAAAAUCAAAUUUAGCAUGACACAACUACAUCAAAGAACAUUGUCACUUUGACCUUUGCACUUGCAUUUAAAUAAGUGGCCUCUUUUAGCCACAUAUGCAAUUUGUAACAUGUCACUAUUUUAUGGAUAUAAAGUUUUAGAAUGUCAAUGUUGUUGAGGCUAUUGUUGUCCUAUCUUUAAUUGGGUUUCUGAUGUGAAAUGACAUGUAUAAAAAUUAAAAUAAAUCUGGUGAUUUGCAUUUAGAUGGUUGCACCCAGAGCUCUUCUGUACAUAGAAAUGCAACGGUUAGAAAAUUAUAAUAUGUACUAACAAUAACCAGGAAGAAAAUCUAACGAGAAGUUAUAUUUGUGGAAAACACUUUUAGGUGAAUAAAACUUAACAUAUGUUUAAUGUUUGUUAAGCCAAUACCUUCUAAGAAAGUGUACAAAUAUACAUUUUCAACUGUGAUUUUUCAUGUGACCAACAAAAAAAUAAAAACAGCAGUUUCUGCUCUUGACACAC
Messenger RNA from Xyrauchen texanus (razorback sucker), 1057 nucleotides. It is a transcript of the gene rps27l, whose product is annotated as ribosomal protein S27 like. Gene Ontology annotation, molecular function: RNA binding; structural constituent of ribosome. Gene Ontology annotation, cellular component: ribosome; cytosolic small ribosomal subunit. The coding region runs from base 148 to 402 and encodes 84 amino acids. Gene Ontology annotation, biological process: translation; ribosomal small subunit assembly. The record is from RefSeq and is a predicted model, not a curated record. NCBI's taxonomy places the organism in Eukaryota, Metazoa, Chordata, Actinopteri, Cypriniformes, Catostomidae. The transcript is spliced from 4 exons.